Messenger RNA from Myxocyprinus asiaticus (Chinese sucker), 1362 nucleotides. It is a transcript of the gene tspan10, whose product is annotated as tetraspanin-10. The transcript has 3 exons. The record is from RefSeq and is a predicted model, not a curated record. Gene Ontology annotation, cellular component: membrane. Lineage: Eukaryota; Metazoa; Chordata; Actinopteri; Cypriniformes; Catostomidae. Bases 35 to 1066 code for a protein of 343 amino acids.
GACAUACAGAGUCCUCUCCCGGUAUUUGGGAGACAUGGGGCGUUUUUCGUCUUUUAGGAGAUUUCUCUUUUUCUGGGAUCGAAGGAAUAGUUUCCAUAAUGGAGAAAAAAGGCCUCUCAUAUCAAAGGGAGAUGUGAAAGCAGGGGGUAACUCAUCCGUCUUGUAUCUGGGAACUGACGACAGUUCGGGAAGUCAAACCAGCUCCAGUUCCUCCAACCAUGUAGGUCCAACCAAAGGAACAUCAUGGAACAUCUUCAACUCACAUGGACCCAGUUCGUCCAGUUGGAGCGACUAUCUGUUGAAGUAUCUCCUCAUCACAAGCAACCUGCUCUUUACUGUUCUUGGUCUGGUUACACUAGUAGUCGGACUCUGGGGUCUGAUCAAUAAAGAAUCUUUUGCUCAGGAGAAGAUCAGCGGUAUUGGGACAGACCCCAUGCUCCUCUUCACGUUCCUUGGUUUUACUGUUGCUCUACUGAGUCUGACAGGAUGCGUAGGGGCGUUGCGGGAGAAUCUGUGUCUUCUCCGGACCUUCUCAACUGCUGUGCUGCUCCUAGUGGUGGCUCAGAUACUGGCAGCGAUCAUUGUGUACAGCUUGCAAGGCCAGAUCAUGGAGUAUUUGCGCUCAGGCAUGCUGGCUGCUAUGGUGCGGUACCAGGACGAUCUGGACCUGAGGUUCAUCACUGAUGAGAUCCAGACGGGUCUACAGUGCUGUGGUGCAGAUACAUACAGAGAUUGGGAAAUCAAUGUAUAUUUCAACUGUUCAGCUCCAGGGGUCCAGGCCUGUGGUGUGCCACCCUCCUGUUGUGUAGAUCCUCUGGAGAACGGGACCGUAUGGAACUCCCAGUGUGGAGUAGGUGCCCUACAGCUGGACGAGUUCUCUGCCCAGAGUGUCAUCUUCCUGGGCGGCUGUUUGGGCAGCAUCUCGCGCUGGAUAGAGCACCAUGGUGGAGUCAUUGGCACAGUAUCUAUAGUUCUGCUGGGAGUCCAGAUCCUCACUCUGGUCAUAACGGCACGUCUGCUGCAGAAGAUAAACUGGAACAGAGCGCAACAUGAUGUAUAUUCAUAAUGACUGCAUUAUGAACAACUGAAUGUUUUCAAUAACACAAUAUUGUGCCAUAGUGUUUCUCAAACAUCCUGGACUUCAUUUGCAUUGGACAUCUUGAGAUCUUAAACUAUUGUUUAUACUUUAGAAAAAGAUGGAAGUCUAUUUUUAUUAUGGCAUGUACAGUACAAAUCUUGAAAGCAAUACAAGGUUUCUGCCUGUUAUUGUAAACAAUAGAUCAAUGUAAUUCACCAUAGCUUAUGUGAUGUCCUACACCUGUGGGAACUGAUUUCAUACAUCCACUAAAAAUAAAUCAAUGC